Apis dorsata (giant honeybee) is the source of this 2479-nucleotide messenger RNA. It is a transcript of the gene Sema1a, whose product is annotated as semaphorin-1A. The record is from RefSeq and is a predicted model, not a curated record. Gene Ontology annotation, molecular function: semaphorin receptor binding; chemorepellent activity. Gene Ontology annotation, biological process: negative regulation of axon extension involved in axon guidance; neural crest cell migration; positive regulation of cell migration. The annotation marks the transcript as partial. The transcript is spliced from 9 exons. NCBI's taxonomy places the organism in Eukaryota, Metazoa, Arthropoda, Insecta, Hymenoptera, Apidae.
GAGUUACGGAUCGUUCAAGUGGUGCUGCGUUUGGUGUCGUCUGAUCGCACGGUGCAUCGGGAUAAACGCAUACGAUCGCAUAUCUACAUACGUGUGCCGAUUCGUCGUUGCCUACCUCUCUCGCGUACACGCACGCGCCUUCUCUCUCUCUCUCUCUCGCUCGCUCGUUCUCUUUACCUCUCUUGCCGCCUCUCUCUUACCUCCCACUCGAAUACCUCCCUCGUCCCUUUUUCGAUCGCCGAUUUUCGGAUCCGUCGAGGUGCGUGCGGGCACGCCGCGUUCGAUCUCGUGAAUGUGCGCGAUCAGGAAGCCGGUCGUCCGCAAGGAAACAUGCGUGAGCAGAGCUGGAGGACAACGACUGCGACAACGACGAGGAACACGCUGCACGUGACUGCGGCACCCUCGCACGUUCUGCUGCAGUGAGUGGAGAGAAAGGGAGGAAAAAGAGAGUGAUAGAAACACGUCCUUUCUCCUUCCGCUGUUACGACGGAGCCUGUGUUUAACGGGGAGUAAAAAAGAGUGCCGGUGGUUGGUGCGGUAUUCGUGAGUUACCGAGGAUCUUUCUCCUUUUUUUCUCGUGAUCUACAGAGGAGACUACGAAUCCUGGCACGUUUUCGGUGUCGUUCGAACCACCCGAGAGAAGAUGAGGCGUACCAUCUUGGAAACGAGGAUGCACCCCGUGUUAUCCUGUUGGUGCGUUGUCGCCACUGUCACCCUCGUCCUCGCAGCAUGGCAGGAAAACAUCAGGCCGAAGAUGUACGUCCAACUCGGUGCGGAAGAUGUGUUCAGGUUUACGGGGAACGAGACGCACACAGACUACUUUCGGCUGGUACUCCGGGACGGGAACUAUCUUCUGGUCGGCGGAAGAAAUCUCGUGCACAAUCUGAGCCUGACCGAUUUGACCGAGCAGCAGAGGUUGACUUGGUACUCGACCGACAGUGACGUGAAGAUGUGCCUGGUGAAGGGCACGCCGGAGGAGAAUUGCCAGAACUAUAUUCGCAUCCUCGUCAAGACGGACGCGAACACGUUGCUUGUGUGCGCGACUAACGCGUUCAAGCCGAUGUGCCGUGACUACGGGGUGCACGCCGGCAAUUACACGAUACUGAAGGAGAAGGGUGGCCAGGCGAUGUGCCCCUACGAUCCGAGGCACAACAGCACCUUCGUUUACGUGGACGGGGAGCUUUACACGGGCACUGUGGCCGAUUUCGCGGGGAUGGACCCGAUCAUCUACAGGGAGCCGCUCCAGACCGAGCAGUACGACUCCAAGAGCCUAAACGCGCCAAACUUUGUCAACUCCAUGGCCCAGGGAGACUUCGUCUACUUCUUCUUCCGGGAGACCGCCGUGGAGUACAUCAAUUGCGGCAAGACCGUCUAUUCUCGCGUAGCGAGAGUCUGUAAAUACGAUCGAGGUGGUCCGCAUCGAUACCGCAAUAGGUGGACCUCGUUCCUAAAAUCCCGUCUUAAUUGCUCCGUUACCGGAGACUUUCCUUUCUACUUCAAUGAGAUACAAUCGACGACGGAAUUGAUAUCGGGCCAGUACGGCAAUAAGUCGGCGCAGUUGAUAUACGGGACGUUCACCACCCCGGUGAACAGCAUAAGCGGCUCGGCCGUGUGCGCCUUCUCCUUGCAGGACAUCACCGACACGUUCAAGGGCAAUUUCAAGGAGCAGAGCGCGAUCAACUCGAAUUGGUUGCCGGUGCAGAGCACCAAGGUGCCCGAUCCAAGGCCCGGCCAGUGCGUCAACGAUUCCCGAUCUCUGCCCGAUCUCACCCUCAACUUCAUCCACACGCACUCCCUAAUGGACGAGCUGGUCCCGAGCUUCUUCGGCCAACCCAUCGUCAUUCGCACCAGUUUCCAGGACGGCCGACUGGUCGUGAUCGCCGAUAGCCAGGUGCAGGCGUUGAGGCUGCACCGCUGCUACAGCGAUAGGAUCUUGUCGUGCGGCGAGUGCGUGGCCCUUCAGGACCCGUAUUGCGCGUGGGACAAGGUGGAGGGCAAGUGCAGAGCUUUGGUCGGGCCGGCUGCCACGGACGCGAGCAGAUUCCUCCAGAGCGUGGCCACCGGGUUGCACGCCUCCUGCCCGCCCAGCAAAAGUCUGAACAAGGAUGCCGGCAGCGCUGGCGCCAUCUCUGCGAACCAGAAUAAAUUCCCACCCGACUCGAUGAUCCCCAACAAGGAAGGCCAAGGGGGGGAGAUCAUCAACAUCAUGCAGGACGAGGAGCAGGACAAUUCAGGUAGAUAUUCGGUGGAGACCCUGGUGAUGGCCGUCGUGGCUGGCGCGUUGGCCGCUCUGUUAGUCGGCUUCGUGGCCGGCUACCUGUGCGGCAGGAAAUGUAGAAAGGACGAGGACGAUAAUCUGCCGUAUCCGGACACGGAGUACGAGUACUUCGAGCAGCGGCAAAAUGUGAACAGCAGGCUGGCGCCAGAGCCAAAGUUAUUGCCCCAGGAGGAGGUGACCUACGCUGAGCCUGUUCUGGUU